CCAGAGUCCAGGUAGCAGGGGCGGUGUGAGAAGUGGCCAGAUGGGUCUUCCACACCGGCCUCCAUCCCCACUGAGCAGACGCCCAGCAAACAUCUGUUAUCCCAGAGUCCUCUCUGCCCAAGCAUCUCUGGCUCCGUGGGUGACCGACCACACCGCGGAGAUUCCUGGCAGUUGGUACUGGUCCGUGGCCCUCUUCUCUGCUCUUCAACAAGUGGGCAGACCCACGUAUUGCUGGGGCCUCGUGUAGAAAGCCCCAGCCUGCGAUUCCCCAGGCUUAGACAUCUCACCUUGAUGGGGCGUCUUCGGGGAGCUGCGUGCACGCUCACUGUGACCGUACCUCCCCCGCCCUUAUGUAAUCAGGGAGGUCGGGAGGACAGCAGCUGGCAAUUGCACUUGGAAAAUCUGGAAGCAGUCAGGUCAGGUUGAAUCAAUCAGCAGCCCCACGCCCCAGGCAAACACAGGGGCUCCUUUGGAAGACUGGAUCCGGCCCUGCCCAAGCCUCCACAGACACAUUCUUGCAUUUCUGAUCAGAACAAAAGCAGACAACCCCAGGCCUAAUCCCCCAGACUGGGAGCAGAGGGCCGGAUUACUACACCCCACGUUUGAAAACUGUUUUGUUCUUGUUAUGCAAACUUCCUGGGCAGGGACUCCAAGGGCCCAGGGGGCGGGGAGAAGGGUCCUUAAAUGCAUCCCCUCUAGGCUGAUGCCCAUUCCUGGAGCUCCAGCCCCGGUAGAGCCUGUGUCGAAGGUAACUCUCUUCCCCGUUCUCUUCUCCUAGAAAUCUCGAGCUGCAGCCUGCCCAGGAGCGGGUCCACCUCUGUGGCUGGUCCUCCCCACACCCAGGAGUGUCUUCUGAGAAUCCGCGGCUGGCUGCCCCAAGGGCCCGAAGCUCACGUCUGGCAGCUCUACCACCCCUGCCACAGGGAGCGUGGGUGUGGAAUCACGACCCGUGUCCUUUAAUCUGAUCUGGAGAGUGCCCUGGUUGGGUGUGCAGAGCACUUGGAGUGAUUGCCUGGAGAGUCACCAACUCUGCACGAAGGAACCAUGAGCACAGUCAGCGAGGUGGUGCAGCGGGCCAGAGCCGCCUUCAACGCGGGCAAGACGCGCCCGCUCCAGUGCCGCGUCCAGCAGCUGGAGGGGCUGCGGCGCCUGAUCCGCGAGCGCGAGAAGGACCUCGUGGGCGCGCUGGCCGCCGACCUCCGCAAGAACGAAUGGACCGCCUACUACGAGGAGAUAGUGUACGUCCUGGAGGAGAUCGACUACACGAUCAAGAAACUCCCUGAGUGGGCUGCGGACGAGCCCGUGGAGAAGACCCCCCAGACCCAGCAGGAUGAGUCCUACAUCCACUCAGAGCCCCUGGGUGUGGUCCUCAUCAUUGGCGCCUGGAACUACCCCUUCAGCCUCACCAUCCAGCCCAUGGUGGGCGCCAUUGCUGCAGGGAACGCGGUGGUCCUCAAGCCGUCGGAGUUGAGUGAGAACACAGCGAGCCUGCUGGCCACCAUCCUCCCCCAGUACCUGGACAAGGAUCUGUACCCGGUGAUCAGUGGGGGUGUCCCCGAAACCACGGAGGUGCUCAAGGAGCGAUUCGACCACAUCCUGUACACCGGGAGCACCGGGGUGGGCAAGAUCGUCAUGACGGCCGCGGCCAAGCACCUGACCCCCGUCACGCUGGGGCUGGGGGGCAAAAACCCCUGCUACGUGGACAAGGGCUGCGACCUGGACGUCGCCUGCAGACGCAUCGCCUGGGGGAAAUUCAUGAACAGCGGCCAGGUCUGCGCGGCCCCCGAUUACAUCCUGUGUGACCCCUCCAUCCAGAACCAAAUCGUGGAGAAGCUCACAAAGUCCCUGAAAGAGUUCUACGGGGAGGACGCCAAGAAGUCCCGCGACUACGGGAGAAUCAUCAACUCCCUGCACUUCCAGAGGGUGAUGGGCCUGAUGGAGGGCCAGAAGGUCGCCUACGGGGGCACCGGGGACGCGGCCACCCGGUACAUAGCCCCCACCAUCCUCGUGGACGUGGACCCCCAGUCCCCGGUGAUGCAGGAGGAGGUCUUCGGGCCCAUAAUGCCCAUCGUAUGCGUGCACAGCCUGGAGGAAGCCAUCCAGUUUAUCAGCCAGCGCGAGAAGCCCCUGGCCCUCUACGUGUUCUCCCUAAACGACAAGGUGAUUAAGAAGAUGAUCGCGGAGACUUCUAGUGGCGGGGUGACGGCCAACGAUGUCAUCGUCCACGUCACCGUGCCCUCGCUGCCCUACGGGGGCGUGGGGAGCAGCGGCAUGGGGUCCUACCACGGCAGGAAGAGCUUCGAGACCUUCUCCCACCGCCGCUCUUGCCUGGUGAGGCCUCUGCUGAACGAGGAGGCCCUCAGAGCCAGAUACCCACCGAGCCCGGCCAAGAUGCCCCGUCACUGAAGCGCCGCCCUGGCCUCGCUGUGCUGCGCCCUUGGAUGGCUGCUCCUGGCACCCUUCUUGCUCCGAGGGCAUCCUCGCCUCCCUCGCUAGAGUAGAG
Molecule: messenger RNA, 2503 nt
Organism: Balaenoptera acutorostrata (minke whale)
Lineage: Eukaryota; Metazoa; Chordata; Mammalia; Artiodactyla; Balaenopteridae
Gene: ALDH3A1
Product: aldehyde dehydrogenase 3 family member A1
Exons: 12
Coding region: 1045-2406 (453 amino acids)
Biological process (GO): aldehyde metabolic process
Cellular component (GO): cytoplasm
Molecular function (GO): aldehyde dehydrogenase (NAD+) activity
Source: RefSeq, a predicted model, not a curated record